Messenger RNA from Cornus florida, 1652 nucleotides. RefSeq names its product cytochrome P450 94B3. The coding region runs from base 43 to 1560 and encodes 505 amino acids. Gene Ontology annotation, molecular function: monooxygenase activity; heme binding; oxidoreductase activity, acting on paired donors, with incorporation or reduction of molecular oxygen. NCBI's taxonomy places the organism in Eukaryota, Viridiplantae, Streptophyta, Magnoliopsida, Cornales, Cornaceae. The record is from RefSeq and is a predicted model, not a curated record. The transcript has a single exon.
AAACUAACACUAGCUCUCUGUAACACAUCCCCUAAACCAGCCAUGUUUCCCUCUCUCAUCCUCUUUCUCUCUAUAGUAUUUAUCUUCAUGACAUUCCUACGUCACCUCUUCAUUCAAAUUCAAAACCUUCAUACAAAAAAAUCAUCCAUCAAUGGCGGCCCUCCUACACACCCACUCCUCGGAUGCCUCAUUUCUUUCUACAAGAACCGGCGCCGUCUCUUGGACUGGUACACCGGCCUUUUGUCCGAGUCAUCUGCCCUCACCAUAGUGGUGAACCGGCUUGGUGCACGCCGGACCGUGGUCACCGCCAACCCGGCCAACGUGGAGUACAUCCUCAAGACAAACUUCAACAACUACCCGAAAGGGCAGCCCUUCACUGAAAUCCUCGGAGAUUUGCUCGGCCGAGGCAUCUUCAACACGGACGGGGAGCUGUGGAACACCCAGCGCAAGUUAGCGAGUCACGAGUUCAGCACCAAGUCCCUGAGGGAGUUUGUUGUCAAGAUAAUUGAGGAAGAAGUUAAAACCCGGCUAGUCCCGAUUCUCGAGACGGCCGCAGAGUGCCACAGCAAGGUUUUGGACUUGCAGGACGUUCUGAGGCGGUUUACGUUUGACACGGUGUGCCGGGUGUCACUAGGCGUGGACCCUUUUUGUCUCGACCUGUCUAGGGCGGUGCCGCCUCUCGUGGAGGCGUUUGACACUGCCUCGAAGAUAAGCGCCGCCAGAGGGGCGGCGCCAGUUUUCGCCGUGUGGAAAAUGAAGAGAUUCUUCAAUGUGGGGUCGGAGAAGAAGCUCCGAGAGGCGGUUGAGCUCAUCCAUAGCUCGGUUCUUGAGAUAAUUCGGUCUAAAAAAAUUAAAUUACAAAAUCGAGACAGUGGUGGUGAUCACGGUGACCUUUUGUCGAGGUUGCUAGUGGCCGGACAUCACGAGGAGGUGGUGAGAGAUAUGGUGAUAAGUUUUAUUAUGGCGGGAAGAGACACCACGUCCGCGGCGAUGACGUGGCUGUUCUGGUUGCUGUCGAGGAAUAGCAAUGUCGAAAAAGAGAUUGUUGAGGAAGUGAUGUUAGUAGACAAUGGGACAAAGCCUUUGGACUAUGAUGGACUGAAGGAUAUGAAGUAUAUGAAGGCAUGUUUGUGUGAGUCCAUGAGGCUCUACCCGCCGGUGGCGUGGGAUUCGAAGCACGCCGGAGCCGACGACGUGUUGCCGGACGGGACACCGGUGUGCAAGGGGGACAGGGUAACCUAUUUUCCUUAUGGAAUGGGGAGGAUGGAGGAGUUGUGGGGGAAGGACCGGUUAGAGUUUAGACCGGACCGGUGGUUCGAUGGGGAUGGGGGGAUGAAAAUGGUGAGUCCGUACAAGUUUCCGGUUUUCCAGGCCGGUCCGAGGGUGUGUCUUGGGAAGGAAAUGGCUUUCAUGCAGAUGAAGUAUGUGAUGGCUUCGGUUCUGAGGCGGUUCGAGAUCAGGCCGGCCGGUUCGGUCCAGCCUGUUUUUGUUCCUCUCCUAACAGCUCACAUGGCUGGUGGGUUCAAAGUCAGGGUGUCUAAGAGGAGUCAUUAUGGUUAGGGCUUAAUUAGUUGCAUGUAAAGUUUUGUCUAAACGUGCUAAUUAAGAAAUCUUACCAGCUUUAUUUUUAAUUAUUUAUUUUUCACUAUCUA